UUCCUUUUUCCGCCGUCUAAUUUUUUCUCAUUUCUGCGACACUCCUUGCACUGACGACGGCGGAUAACCCCAGCCAGGCUAAUAAAAACUCAAUUUUCCCGCGCAACACUUUUCAUCGCCGCACAACAAUUCUCUCUCUCUCUCUCUCUCUCUCAUCCUCCUCCUCCCAAUUGAGCUUCCCUCCCUCCGCUUUUUGUCUCGCUCUCCAGCUCAGCUCAGAAUCCGACACUGUAGUGCUAGGGCUCGCAUCGAAUCGGGGACAUGGAAACUCACCAGAUCGCUCAGAUGCUCUCCCAAACCCUCAGCCCCGACGGCACCGUCGUACGCACCGCCACCGACGCCCUCGACCGUCUAUCUCUCCUCCCCUCUUUCCCUUUUUCUCUCCUCUCCAUUUCCACCGGAAGUGAAGAUCCAGGCCAAAGAAUUGCUGCUGCAACAUACCUGAAGAACUUCACCAGGAGAAAUUUUCAAUCUUCUAAAGUCAGCAAAGAGUUCAGAGAUGCACUUGUUCAUGCUUUGCUUCAAGUAGAUUCCGCAGUUUUGAAAACCUUGGUUGAAGCGUUUCGGGUUAUUGUUGCUACUGAGUUCGUGAAGGAAAAUUCCUGGCCUGAUAUUGUACCCAAACUGCGUGCCGUCAUUCAAACUAGUGAUCUGAUUAAUAAUGGUGGAAGUUGUCAGUGGAAGACUAUUAAUGCCUUGACGGUUCUUCAAUCGCUGAUUAGACCAUUCCAGUAUUUCUUGAAUCCGAAAGUUGCGAAGGAGCCCGUUCCACCACAGCUGGAGCUAAUUGCACAAGAAAUUCUUGUUCCAUUACUUGAUCUAUUUCAUCAACGUGUUGAAAAGGCUUUAGCCAUCCAUAGUAAAAGAGAAGAGGAAACUGAAAAGCUCCUUGUUAUUCUAUGCAAGUGCAUGUACCUUGCUGUGAGAUCACAUAUGCCAUCUGCUUUGGCUCCUCAUCUUUCUUCGUUUUGUGGGGAUCUAUUCGGCAUUCUGAAUUCACUGAGUUUUGAUGGUGACGAUGCAAUGGAAGAUGGGUACUUCUUGAGGCUUAAAACUGGGAAAAGAAGUUUGCUCAUUUUCUGUGCUUUGGUCACCCGACACAGGAAGUUUUCAGACAAGCUGAUGCCGAACAUUGUUAAUUGCGUCUCAAAAAUAGUCAAGCACAGCACAAUCUUAAGCAAGCUGGAGUUUCCAUCAGAGAGGAUUGUGUCAUUAGCCUUCGAUGUUCUCUCACGUGUCCUAGAGACAGGCCCUGGGUGGAGGCUAGUUUCUCCCCAUUUCUCGUCAUUACUGGACUCUGCUAUCUUUCCGGCAUUGAUAAUGAAUGAGAAGGACACUACAGAGUGGGAAGAAGAUCCAGAGGAAUACAUACGGAAAAAUCUUCCAUCAGAACUUGAAGAAAUUUCUGGAUGGAAAGAUGAUCUAUUCACAGCAAGAAAAAGUGCAUUGAAUUUACUUGGUGUUAUAUCAAUGUCAAAGGGGCCUCCAGUUGUGGGUUCUGAUUAUAAUUCGUCACUUUCGUCAAAGCGUAAAAAAGGUGACAAGACCAAAGGGAAGGCUCGCAGUUCAAUGGGGGAAUUGUUAGUGCUUCCGUUUUUGUCAAAGUUUCCAAUCCCAUCAGAUGUUAAUGCACAUGAAACCAAGAUACUGAAUGAGUACUAUGGUGUUCUGAUGGCAUACGGAAGCCUUCAAGAUUUCCUAAGCGAGCAGAAAGCUGAAUACACUGCAACUCUUAUUCGUAUGCGGGUGUUACCACUAUAUACAAUCCCCCUGCCUAUACCUUAUCUAGUUGCCUCUGCAAACUGGGUGCUUGGAGAGCUUGCGUCCUGUCUCCCUGAAGAAAUGAGUGCUGAUGUGUAUUCUUCAUUGCUCAAAGGAUUAACUAUGCCAGAUAUGGGAGAUAUCUCUUGUUAUCCUGUCCGCUUGUCUGCUGCUGGUGCAAUUACUGAACUCGUUGAAAAUGACUACUUGCCACCUGAAUGGUUGCCCCUUCUUCAAGUUGUGGUUGGUCGGAUUUCUGAUGAAGGUGAAGAGACCUCAAUUUUAUUUCAGCUUCUUGGUACUUUGGUUGAGGCUGGAAGUGAACAUGUUGCACUUCAUAUACCGCAUAUAAUGACAUCAUUGGUUGGUACAAUCUCGAAGUGCAUUCCUCCUAAUCCAGAGCCAUGGUCUCAAAUGGUGGAACAGGGAUUUGCAGCAUUAGCAGUGAUGGCUCAGUGUUGGGAAGACUCUAUGCCUGAAGAAGGUGAACAAAAUGAAUCAAGUGACUUGUGGGUAGCUGGUCGAUCUACCAUUGCUAAUGCUUUGUCUAAUCUCCUGCAGCAGGCUUGGCUUAGACCUGCACAAGAAAUGGCAGAAGAGGCUUCUCCUUUAUUGCCCCCUCCAUCGUGCAUCGAUGAUUCAUCUGCACUGCUUAGAUUCAUCAUGCAAUCAAUUACCACAAGCAAUGAGCUUUUAAAGGUUAAGCUUUCUGAUUUAUUACUGGUUUGGGCUGACUUAAUUGCAAACUGGCAUGCUUGGGAAGAAACGGAGGAUUUAUCUAUCUUCAACUGCAUUAAAGACAUUGUUAGUCUAAACCAAAAAUUUGUGCUGAAGAAUUUCAUCUUGGGGGAAAUGCCAUCUCCCCCAGCUCCACCUGUGAUGCGACAGUCUAUUAUAGAAGGAAUCGGUGGUUUUAUUAGUGCGGCCUUUUCACAGUAUCCAUCUGCAACGUGGAGGGCUUCUUCAUGCGUACACCUGUUAUUGCAUGUCCCUAGUUACAAAUUUGAAGCAGAAGGUGUAAGGCAGUCAUUGGUGAUUGCUUUCAGUAAGGCAGCAUUUUCUCGUUUUGGGGACAUUAAGAGCAAGCCUUGUUCGCUGUGGAAACCUUUGUUGCUUGCUGUAUCAUCUUGUUAUUUGUGUUAUCCGGAUGUCGUGGAGAAGAUUUUGGAGAAGGAUGAACAUGAAGGCUUUGCAGUCUGGGCAUCUGCUCUUGGUUUAAUCUCCUCCAGCAAAUUUGAACAUGGUCUAUCAUCAGAGUCUGAGAUGAAGUUAAGCGUUAUGACAUUAGCAAAAGUGGUUGAGCGGUUGCUGACGCAAGAAAACAAUUGGUCUGGUUUGUUACAAAAAUGCUUUAUUUCUCUGAUGGAGGCAUCUGUAAGCUUGAAAGAAGCUAUGGGAGAAGAGGAGGACAAUGAUGAGGAGAGCGGAGAUGAUCAAGAUGCUGUUGAUGAAGACACUGAAGAUGACAACGACGAUGAGGACUCAGAUGAUGAAGAACGCGAAGAAACUGAAGAAGAAUUCCUGGAUCGGUAUGCCAAAGCAGCUGUUGCCUUGGAAAACGGUACCGUCGUGGAAGAAGGGGAUGUGGAAGAUCAAGAGCAAGAGCUUGAAUUGGGUGGUUUGGAAGAGGUUGAUCAGCAGGGUAUUGUGAUAUCAUUGAUAACAAGAUACCACCAAGUUCUAAUACAAGGACAGUCACUGCCACCACAAGUCAUCUCCAGUUUCCUCAACACAUUCCCGGAAUGUAAUUUGGUCUUCCAGCAAUAUUGCUGAUGGGUUUCGUUGUGUGGUUCGGUUUCUAAAAGCAUGUUUCUACCAUAGCAAAAAAACUGGGGGGUUUUGCUUCCCACCGUAAGUUAAAGGUGUUUUUCCUUUCUGCUGUACACACCCA
Messenger RNA from Rhododendron vialii, 3652 nucleotides. Its product is annotated as importin beta-like SAD2. The transcript is spliced from 21 exons. Gene Ontology annotation, biological process: protein import into nucleus. Gene Ontology annotation, molecular function: small GTPase binding. The coding region runs from base 262 to 3534 and encodes 1090 amino acids. Gene Ontology annotation, cellular component: cytosol; nuclear envelope. Lineage: Eukaryota; Viridiplantae; Streptophyta; Magnoliopsida; Ericales; Ericaceae. The record is from RefSeq and is a predicted model, not a curated record.